Messenger RNA from Cornus florida, 1919 nucleotides. RefSeq names its product aldehyde oxidase GLOX. The coding region runs from base 83 to 1693 and encodes 536 amino acids. The record is from RefSeq and is a predicted model, not a curated record. The transcript has a single exon. NCBI's taxonomy places the organism in Eukaryota, Viridiplantae, Streptophyta, Magnoliopsida, Cornales, Cornaceae.
CUAACGGCCCAUAUUCACCACUUUAAUGCCUUUAAAACCCUUCACUCACUGAUCGCAGUCUCUUCAGUGUCUGUCUGAAACUAUGGAAGCUUCCAAGUUUAUUAUCCUCCUUUUAGCUUCUAUCAUCAUAUACACCGCCACUCUUGCACGUGCUGACCUCCCCGGCACGUGGGAACUCCUGGUCGCCAACGCCGGCAUAGCCUCCAUGCAUACCGCCGUCACACGCUUCAACACCGUCGUCCUCCUCGACCGCACUAACAUCGGCCCAUCUCGCAAAAUGCUCCGGAAAGGCCACUGCCGCAAUGACAAAUACGACGCCGUACUCAAGCGCGAUUGCUACGCCCACUCUGUCAUCUUGGACCUCCAGACCAACCAAAUCCGACCGUUGAUGAUCCUCACCGACACCUGGUGCUCUUCCGGUCAGUUCCUCCCCGACGGCACCCUCCUACAGACCGGCGGCGACCUCGACGGCGUCAAGAAAUUCCGUAAAUUCGUGCCUUGUGAAUCCACUGCGCUCUGCGACUGGAUUGAACUUCAAGAUGUCGAAUUGGCCGACGGCCGAUGGUACGCCACCAACCAGAUACUACCGGACGGUUCGGUGAUCAUUGUCGGUGGCCGAGCUGCUAACAGUGUGGAGUUCUUUCCGCCGAGGCAAGGUGGUGCCGUACAUUUUCCGUUUCUUGCUGAGGUGGAGGACAACCAAAUGGACAACCUCUACCCUUACGUUCACCUCCUUCCCAACGGUAACUUAUUCGUCUUUGCAAACAGCAAAGCCGUAUUGUAUGAUUACAGUAAGAAUGCAAUUCUCAGAGAUUAUCCGCCGUUGAUUGGUGGCCCACGAAACUACCCGUCUGGUGGAUCGUCUGUGAUGCUGGCUCUGGAAGGUGAUUACUCGACCGCUGUGAUUGUAGUUUGCGGUGGGGCCCAGUACGGCGCAUAUAUUGAUAGGAGUACUGACGCCCCGGCGCACGGUAGCUGCGGCCGGAUUGUGGCGACCCAACCCGACUCGGGUUGGGAAACGGAGGACAUGCCAUUUGUUCGGAUCAUGGGUGAUAUGGUGAUGUUGCCGACCGGCGAAGUUUUGAUAAUCAACGGAGCUCAGGCGGGGACUCAAGGGUUUGAGAUGGGGUCGAACCCGUGUUUGUACCCGGUUUUAUACAGACCCUCUGAACCCAUUGACCUCCGGUUCAUGACAUUGAAUCCCGGUUCAGUACCCAGAAUGUACCACUCCACGGCGAACUUAUUACCGGACGGGAGGGUACUAAUCGCCGGAAGUAAUCCGCAUUAUUUUUACAAAUUCGCUACCGAUUUCCCGACGGAGCUCAGAAUAGAAGCUUUUUCACCGGAAUAUUUGUCGGCAGACAAGGCCAAUAUUAGACCGGUAUUGGAGCAAACGCCGGAGACGUUACGGUACGGUGAGGCAUUUGAUGUGUUUAUAUCGGUUUCGCUGCCGGUGGUGGGGAUUGUGGAGGUGAAUUUGGGGAAUGCACCUUUUGCGACCCAUUCGUUCUCGCAGGGACAGAGAUUGGUGAAGCUUGCAGUCACGAGCGCAUUGCCGAACGGGGAUGGACGGUAUAGGAUUGGAUGUACGGCGCCGCCGGAUGGGAGAGUGGCGCCGCCGGGAUAUUACAUGGUGUUCGCCGUAAACACGGGGGUGCCGAGUGUGGCUCGUUGGGUCCAAUUAGUGGCCUGAUUUUUAAUUACUUCUUUGUCGUCUUUGUUUUUGUUUUUUGGAAUUUAGUUCUUUAUAUUUUAUUUAUUUUAUUAGUUUGGGUGCCAGCUUCAAUUAUUGUCAUUUAUGUAAGUGUUGAUAAGGAAAACGACGGGUCGAGGAAGUUUACAGAAUUCUGUAACACUUGUCAAAGGUUUGUGCUUUGUUUAUGCAAAAAAAAAAAAUGAGAAAAUGUUUGUUUGGAUAA